Raphanus sativus (radish) is the source of this 1423-nucleotide messenger RNA. RefSeq names its product nuclear polyadenylated RNA-binding protein 4. Lineage: Eukaryota; Viridiplantae; Streptophyta; Magnoliopsida; Brassicales; Brassicaceae. Gene Ontology annotation, molecular function: RNA binding. The record is from RefSeq and is a predicted model, not a curated record. The transcript is spliced from 6 exons. Bases 119 to 1285 code for a protein of 388 amino acids.
CAUUCUUACCAAAAAAAACUCCUAAGAACGUUUACUCUUCUAAAACCCUGCGUUCUAUUGUCUCUCUACCUCUUCAAUUUCAACAAGCAAAGCUUUGGUUUGAAAGAGAUAACUUAUCAUGUCUCAGCCAAACCAGAAUAACCCUAAUUUUAAAGAUACUAAGAUCUUUGUUGGAGGUUUAGCCUGGAGAACAACAACAGAUGAAUUGAGAAGAUCUUUCCAACAAUUUGGAGAGGUUAUUGAUGCUAAUGUUGUCAGUGAGGGUCUCCAGGGAGGAAACUUAAGAUCAAAAGGCUAUGGCUUUGUUGUUUUUAGGAAUGCUGAAUCUGCCAAUAGAGCUUGUGAACUCCCGUGGCUGGUUAUUGAUGGAAGACAAACCAAUGUCAAUAUGGCUUAUUUGGGUGCAAAGAAUAACAACUCUAACCAGCCUAACCAAAACGGUUUACUAAAUCAGGCUGGACCAUCGCAUCAAUAUCAAAACGGUUUGUUCAAUCAGGCCGCAUCGCAUCAACAUCAGCUAAUUCCUCAGUAUCAUAACCCACAUUUUCCUCAGUCCUACUGGGCUCCAUAUUACGGACAACAUCCUUACAUGUACAACGUUCCAUGCUAUACUUACCCCACCGCCGUGGUAUCUAUGCAGAUGCAGCAGCAUGUUCUAGCAUAUAGGAUGCAACGGAAUUGGGAACGGAUGAACAAUGUACCAAGGGUCAUUGUUUCUAACCCUCCUAAUGAAGAAAUCAAUGAAGCUAAUGAAGAAAUCAAUGAAGCUAAUGAAGAAGUCAAUGUAGCUAAUGAAGAAGUUAAUGUAGCUAAUGAAGAAGUCAUUGAAGCUAAUGAAGAAGUCAAUGUAGCUAAUGAAGAAGUCAUUGAAGCUAAUGAAGAAGUCAAUGUAGCUAAUGAAGAAAUCAUUGAAGCUAUUGAAGAAGUCAAUGUAGCUAAUGAAGAGAUCAUUGAAGCUAUUGAAGAAGCCAUUGAAGCUAAUGAAGAAAUCACUGAAGAAAUGAAUGAAUACAUCAAUGAAGAAGAGGCAGAUACGGAAACAGACUGUGAUCAAGAAGGAGAGAUCAGUGGAGAAGGCAGUGACAUCAAGCAAGAUGUAAAUGAUCAAGAGUUAGAGAUCAUGAUUGGAGAAGAGGAUGACACCAAGCAAGAAGUUGUCUGUGAAGAAGAAGCUGAAAACGCACCACAAGAAAACGGGAAUGGUCAUGAAGAAAACAGCGAUCAGGUAGAAGAAGGAGAAAAACAAGAAUACAAUAAGGAGCUAGUAAGAGAAGCGAUAAUAUAAAUAAUUUAAGUCUGCUCGAUCAGAUUUAGAAUUAUGAUCAAACUUAUCUAAGCUAUAUAUUUACUUAUUUAGGACUAAACACUUGUCUUUACAUUUACAGCGUUGUGAAAACUUAUAACAAUCUGUUUGUUGGAGAUA